CCUUCCUUACUUACCCCUUCCACUUUUUAUUUUUUGCUUCUCUCUCUCUAGCUCUCUUACAUUUCCUUUGGCAAGCAAAAUCAUCUUCUCUGAGAUUUUUCUAUAUUUAUCUAAAGAGAUGGUGAGAGGGAAGACUCAGAUGAGGCGUAUAGAGAACGCCACAAGCAGACAAGUCACUUUCUCUAAGAGAAGAAAUGGUUUGCUCAAAAAAGCUUUUGAGCUUUCUGUUCUAUGUGAUGCUCAAGUUGGAUUGGUUAUUUUUUCUCCAAGAGGAAAGCUCUAUGAAUUUGCCAGCUCUAGCAUACCUGAGGUAAUCGAACGCUAUAAGAUGCAUACUAAAGGCAAAGUUCAACUUGAUGAAAAUCAAUGUGUGGAUAUUCAGCAUACGAAGCAAGAGACAGCAAGUUUGAUGAAGAAGUUAGAGCUCCUUGAAUCAUCUAAAAGGAAACUGUUGGGAGAAGGUUUAGGGUCGUGCAGCCUUGAAGAAGUACAACAAAUAGAGAAACAGUUGGAGCAGAGCGUCCGCACUAUCAGGGCUCGAAAGAUGCAAGUCUUUUGGGAACAAAUGGAAAGAUUGAAAGAAAGGGAGAGAGCUCUUACAGCUGAAAAUGUGAUGCUGAGGGAGCUUAAGUUUGGAGGAAAAUCAAGUGGAGAGAAGGAAAGAGAAGUAGUAAUUUGUAUAGAAGGUGGUAGUGAUAAAUCAGAUGUGGAGACUGAAUUGAUUAUCGGACCUCCUCAUGACUCCAGAACAAGGCGUUUAAUUUAAAACAUGUAUAAAUUUUUAUCAAUUAUCAAAUAGAAAGUAACUAGUAUUCUAUCUCAAGUCCUAAAUUAUUUUGGACAUGUAUCAGUGGGUUUCUUUCUUAAUUAAGGAGUUUAAUUAUUUUGAUCCUUUCUUCUCAGAUGCAAUUUGUACUUAUUGGGAUGAUGUAUGUAUGGAUUAUUACACAUUAAUGAAGCUUCUUUCUUUAUCAA
Molecule: messenger RNA, 975 nt
Organism: Solanum dulcamara
Lineage: Eukaryota; Viridiplantae; Streptophyta; Magnoliopsida; Solanales; Solanaceae
Product: MADS-box protein SOC1-like
Exons: 8
Coding region: 119-766 (215 amino acids)
Biological process (GO): positive regulation of transcription by RNA polymerase II
Cellular component (GO): nucleus
Molecular function (GO): DNA-binding transcription factor activity, RNA polymerase II-specific; protein dimerization activity; RNA polymerase II cis-regulatory region sequence-specific DNA binding
Source: RefSeq, a predicted model, not a curated record